Molecule: messenger RNA, 759 nt
Organism: Tripterygium wilfordii
Lineage: Eukaryota; Viridiplantae; Streptophyta; Magnoliopsida; Celastrales; Celastraceae
Exons: 3
Coding region: 157-519 (120 amino acids)
Cellular component (GO): MICOS complex; mitochondrion; mitochondrial inner membrane
Source: RefSeq, a predicted model, not a curated record
UCUUCUCCAAGACAUCGCCAGGAGCGAUUCGCGUCGUCACCAUCAUAUAAUCCGGAAAAGGGAGAGGCAUUACUACUUACAAAAUCCUUGGGUACAAGGAGGAGGAAGAGGAGAAAACGCAGUACUAGAAGAAAACCUAAACGAGAAGAAGAUAGAAUGGCAGAAAACAAGGAAGUUGUGCCUCCCAAGUACGACGUUAACGCCAAAUGGGACGCAUGUCUUGAUCUGACGAUCCGCCGAUUCGUUUACUCCUCCGCGGCUGGGACGUUUGGCGGUCUCCUACUAUUCAGGAGUCCGGUGACUCGCUGGGCAUCUGUAGCUUUUGGUGCUGGAGUGGGCCUAGGAUCUGCAUAUACAGAGUGUUCUCGCAUUUUUGAUGGAUCUCCUGCAAUGUUGGCACCUCCUAAGAUUGAAGAUUCUCCUGCGAAGUCGGAACCUCCUAAGAUUGAAGAUUCUCCUGCAAAGUUGGCACCUCCUGAGACUGUAGAUUCUCAUUCUCCUCAGGAUAAGCAGGACUGAGAAUCUACAUGAUUGAAGCUACCAUCAAGCUGCUUGGCAUGGCAAAACAGAGAUUUCUGUUUGAGAUUGUUGUUGCCCUUUUCCUUGGGAGAUGGUUUUUGAUUUUGUAUUACUGUUAUGGUUUAUGAUGGAUAAACAAUUAACUUGGCCUACCUUGAAUUUGUUACAAAUUUAAUUACACUCCUGUCCUAUACUGUAAUUCUACCCUUGAGUGAAAUUAAGCAGGGAAAACUUGGAGGA